Messenger RNA from Colletotrichum acutatum, 1080 nucleotides. RefSeq lists its product as uncharacterized. Bases 196 to 870 code for a protein of 224 amino acids. The record is from RefSeq and is a predicted model, not a curated record. The transcript has a single exon. NCBI's taxonomy places the organism in Eukaryota, Fungi, Ascomycota, Sordariomycetes, Glomerellales, Glomerellaceae.
GUCUAUACUAUCUGUCUGGAUAUACACCAAGGCUCGGCAUGAGCCCUCCACAACAAUACCCGGCUGCUUGGAGGAGGUCACCGUCGCAACCGGACGCUGUCAACAACAAGAGCUUGUCCGUCUCGCCCGGAUCACGAGAGGGCCAGAGAUCCCCGCUGCGAUGAUACCUCCGCCGGUUCCACUCUGCUUGGGACGAUGAUACGAUUACACGAUAGGCGAAGAUUGGUUUGGCCGCUGACCAACAGGCGGAGGUCUUGUCCGUUGGACGGACGCCAUACAAUGGAGCCGACUCCUUGCAACAUGAUAGGCCUAACGAGCAGACCAACACACCCUGAUAAUUUGGCUGCGAUCCCCUAUUUGCUUUCGCAGCUUGCUAGGAGGAGCAGGUCGCCACCGACCAUCGUGAACCACCUAUCGACGAACCAAGAGGUACCCAUUAGAGAAGUCAAGUGUAAGCUAUUCGCCGAGGACAGCACAACAGAACUGCAGAAUUUCAUAGUGACAAGGCCGAUGGAGGAUUCGCAAAGGCCGGCAGCAUGGCCUGCGUCCACCGGUGAUUGGCUCCGGCGCACUCCCGCACUCAACUCGGGGCUGGAUCGCUUGAAACCAGUCGUGUCGCACGUCUCGACACCCUCUCCGCUGCCCUGCAUCCCUGGUUUCCCUCCUCUGGGCGCCAAUAUCCCGCCGUGUCUUCACUGGUGCUUCGUUGGACACCAGGGACUACCAAGACUCAACCACCACGGCACCACUGCGCUUCAUCACUUCACCAGUCUCCAUAUGGGAAUUGGCUCGCAAGACUGGGGGGAACUCGGGGGUGCUACGGAGCGUCCUUCCUACUUACCUUUCGGCGUUGGCGUCCCCUCAGAUUAAUUAACACGGCGACGCCAGUCUGAGCCCAAGGCACAUCUAACGUGGAGAGGGCGUUCACCGUCACUUUGCGCAUCGUGGAUCAUCCCGGCUGGGCCUCACCCCUUCUAGAGCCUCUUUGCCUUCUUUGGCACAUCUCGAGCCAAUCACCUACAUUGUCAUUUCGAGCCGCCUUUUGACUUUUCUCUGCCUGUAAGAGGCGCUAUGUGACAC